This is a messenger RNA of Python bivittatus (Burmese python), 843 nucleotides long. Its product is annotated as olfactory receptor 51G2-like. Lineage: Eukaryota; Metazoa; Chordata; Lepidosauria; Squamata; Pythonidae. Gene Ontology annotation, molecular function: olfactory receptor activity; G protein-coupled receptor activity. Gene Ontology annotation, biological process: G protein-coupled receptor signaling pathway. Gene Ontology annotation, cellular component: plasma membrane. The record is from RefSeq and is a predicted model, not a curated record.
AUGUACCUCGUGGCCAUCACAGGGAACUGCACCAUCCUCUUUGUCAUCAAGACGGACCAAACUCUCCACACCCCCAUGUACUAUUUUCUUUCCAUGCUGGUGCUCUCAGACCUGGGCUUAUCCUUUGCCACUUUGCCCACCAUGCUGAGUGUCCUGUGGUUCAACCACCGUGUGAUCCAUUUUGAUGCCUGCUUGAUCCAGAUGUACUUCAUCCAUACUUUCUCCAUUGUUGAAUCUGGCAUUCUUCUGGCCAUGGCUUUUGAUCGUUUGGUGGCUAUCAGGAACCCUCUGAGAUAUAGAAGUGUUUUGACCAAUGAGACGGUGAUCAAGAUUGGGGUGGGAGUUGCCCUUCGGGCAAUUUUUCUUGUACUCACAGCUUCCUUCCUCCUAAAGCGCCUAGAAUACAGGAGGAUAAAUGUCCUUUCCUACACCUUCUGCUUGCACCAGGACAUCCUGAAAGUGGGGCUCUCAGACAGGAGAAUCAGCAGUGUCUAUGGCUUGAUUGUUAUGCUCACGUCCACAGGGGUGGAUUCACUCCUGCUGGUUUUCUCUUACUUCAUGAUCCUCAAGACUGUCCUGGGAGCUUUCUCCAAGGAGGAGUGCUUCAAAACAUUGAGGACCUGCUUUUCCCACCUCUGUGCCGUCCUGGGCUUCUACAUCCCCAUGCUUGGCCUCAGUAUGAUCCACCGAUAUGGGAAUCAUGCUUCGCCAAUCACUUACAUUAUCAUCGCCAAUGUAUACCUUUUGCUGCCUCCUCUGAUGAAUCCCAUUGUGUACAGCAUGAAAACCAAACAGAUCCGCACACGGAUCCUGAAUAAAUUUCAGAAGGGGAGAAAACAGUGA